Molecule: messenger RNA, 1578 nt
Organism: Arabidopsis thaliana (thale cress)
Lineage: Eukaryota; Viridiplantae; Streptophyta; Magnoliopsida; Brassicales; Brassicaceae
Gene: RGXT1
Product: rhamnogalacturonan xylosyltransferase 1
Exons: 3
Coding region: 92-1195 (367 amino acids)
Cellular component (GO): Golgi membrane
Source: RefSeq, marked reviewed
AAACUUUUCAUUUAUAUAUUUCCCCACCUUUGAAUCUGAUCCAAACUUGUAAAAUUUUCUCCUCAAAUUUUGUUGCUCUACUGCUACAACAAUGGAGCAGAAACAACAUAUUCUUAAACAAAGUACAUUCUCUUCCUCUCCUAGUUCUUAUUCUUCAAUCUCAGACCGUCCCAUCUCUCUCCUUAGCCGCAACGGUCUCCUCCUUCUCCUUCUCGCUCUCGUCCUGCUCCUCGGUGUACUCUUGCCCUGGCCAGGAUCUCCCUUAUUCCUGUUUCCAAAUAGACUUUCUUCUUCUUUGUCACCGUCUCCGCAGUCCAAAUGGCGCGACUAUACCCUUGCUCAGGCGGCUAGGUUCGUGGCCAAGAAUGGCACUGUGAUAGUCUGCGCCGUGAGCUCACCAUUCUUGCCUUUUCUCAACAACUGGUUGAUUAGUGUUUCUAGACAAAAGCAUCAAGACAAAGUCCUCGUGAUCGCUGAGGAUUACAUUACUCUGUAUAAAGUCAACGAGAAGUGGCCUGGCCACGCCGUUCUUAUUCCUCCAGCGCUCGAUUCUAAAACCGCAUUCAGUUUCGGUUCCCAGGGUUUCUUCAAUUUCACAGCUCGAAGGCCGCAACAUCUCUUGCAAAUUUUGGAGCUAGGUUACAAUGUUAUGUACAACGAUGUUGAUAUGGUUUGGUUGCAAGAUCCAUUUCUGUAUUUGGAGGGAAGCCAUGACGCGUAUUUCACCGAUGACAUGCCUCAAAUAAAGCCUUUGAAUCACUCUCAUGAUUUACCACAUCCGGAUCGAAACGGAGAGACUUAUAUAUGUAGCUGCAUGAUUUACUUGCGACCUACGAAUGGUGCAAAGCUUCUAAUGAAGAAAUGGAGUGAGGAACUUCAAUCCCAAGCUUGGUCUGAAUCCAUCCGUUUUAAAGCAAAUGAUCAGCCUGCUUUUAACUUGGCACUUAACAAAACAGCUCAUCAAGUAUGUUUUUGUUUCCUUCAUGUUCUAUUUCUACUUUAUCUACUUAUUAAUGUUGGAUUUAUGGUUUUUCUUUUAGUCUCUUUGGUAACUUUGACUUGUUUUGUGAUCUUUUGUUCUGCAGGUGGAUCUCUACUUGCUUUCUCAAGUAGCUUUCCCAACAGGAGGAUUGUACUUCAAGAACGAGGCAUGGGUUCAAGAGACAAAGGGGAAACAUGUCAUAGUCCACAAUAACUACAUUAUCGGUUACGACAGGAAAAUGAAACGUUUCCAAGAUUACGGUCUAUGGCUUGUCGAUGAUCACGCUCUUGAGUCUCCAUUAGGGAAAUUAGAGUAAACUCGAAUGGCUAAAGAAAGAUAGAUCCACUGAGUAAAUUCCUUACAAUUUUGGGGAUCUUAAUUGUGAGGUUAUAUAUGACUAAUUCGUUAUGAUUUGAGUUUGGUUAAUCCAGUUGUAAUGUUUAGUAGAAAAAAAAGAGGAAAACAGGGGAAAUUCAGAGAUAGUCAAAGUUUCGCGACAGACAAAUUUUGGUCUGUAUGUAGUAAACAAAUGAGACUCAAGAUGUAUGUCAUGACAUUAUUUGAAUCACAAAGAGUUGACUAUACUUAUUACAUGG